AUGCACGACUCGAAGUCUCGCGACAAGCCACUUGUGAGGAGAUCCCCGUUAUUCCCACUGCUUCUUGUUAUGGUUAUAGCAGCAAUAGUGCAGCCAUUCGCUGUACACGCAGCGGACAACGAAUACGAGGAGAUAUCAGAGGACGUCAGCGAUCUUUGUGAAUCUGUUGAGCUGGGUGAUGGUACAUAUUACCUUGUUGCGGCGUACAAGGGGAACGCGGUCGCGUUGGCCAGCACUCGGUCCGGUUCAAAACAACCUUAUGUCGGUUGUGAAGCAGUGCAGCGCCCUAUUUAUCGAUCAUUUGAGGGGAGGUUCGUGGUGGAGAGCACCUGCGGCCGCUCGACUGUGCGAUUCUAUUUCAAAGACCAUCACGGAGCGUCGGACUUCGCUGUGCAGUGGGGUGGCGUCACUACGGUUGAGAUUGUUGAGGAGUACAUUUCGAAGUCUCCUGUAUUCGACUCUCCUGCACUUGGUGAUGGACUGAAACUCGUCAAGGCUGCGGUUGAUUACUCACCAGAGCACUUCUUUGCUACUGGACGCAGAUUGGAGGUGGCGUGCAUGGAUGAGAACAAAGCAAAGAUGACUUUGAAUAUUCCUUUUGAAAAGAAUUAUGUGGCGAGUGACUUUGCUGCUAACUGGGGUUAUUUCACUCAUGCUAUACGAGUGAACAGCAGUGCGGCGAAUCCUGAAAUUGAGGGCAUGCGAGUCGAACUGAACCUUGAUUCGAAGAGGCCGCGGGAACGCCUUAUCACAUACAAUUCGGUGAGAUAUACGUGUGGUGCGGUAUACGUUGCUGAUGGGAGUGAUGGAGGCGGCGGCGGUUUUUCGAUGAAGGCCGACUGUGCGCAAAUCGGCGUGUGGGAACGCGGCGAAGUGGAGUUCAAGCUUAGAAAUGUUCGGGAGGGACGGCGUAUUGCCUAUGAGCUCGGCGGUUACCGAGGG
Messenger RNA from Perkinsus marinus ATCC 50983, 942 nucleotides. RefSeq lists its product as hypothetical. Lineage: Eukaryota; Perkinsozoa; Perkinsida; Perkinsidae. The transcript has 7 exons. The annotation marks the transcript as partial. The record is from RefSeq and is a predicted model, not a curated record.